CUCAUGUGGAUUUAUUUCAUGGUUGUUCCUCCCUCAAACCCAAGUUGAUGAUCAGCAUUGCAUCAAAGAGUCAGGCCAGGCAAUACUGGUAUUAAUUCUACCUUACUUCCACUACAACAGCAGGGUUCUUUUCAUCGAAAAUGGACUCGCUCGACGACUGCUCUCUGUAUGCCGAGCUGCUCGUGAAUAUCCGCCAGAUUUCUUUGGCUGCAUCGCUUCCCUCGCCAAGCGACAUCUCAACCCAGGUUGCGUUAUCAGCCGAUGGCAGGACCGUCAGGCUCAGUCAUCGGGGACAGGUCUGUCAGUUGACCCUUCCAGCCAAGGUGGCUCUCGGUGGCACACUGCUUCCUGUCCAGGACCAGCAAAAAGGUGCCACAGGUCUGUCAUGGCGGCUACCUCUCGACGCCUCAUCCAUUCCAUCACUAGCUCACCAGCCCGAUUCUCCGCCAUGGUCGGCAAUGGAUCUGAGGCCCAACUCAGAAGUUGCUUGCAGACAAUGCAACACCGUUGUGGUUCCCGGUGACGCCGUCAAAGUUUGGAAAGAUCUCCCUAGCGAGAACUGGGCCGAAAUGAUGGAGUUCUGGCAUUGCCACAAGCCUGACCAUGGCAAAGACUCUGGUAAGGCCGAUGAAAAGACUCUUUCCACGAGGGGCUAUGGUGCCUCCUCCGCCAUUACAGCUCAGAAGGGUGUCGGUUUUGUGGAUCUCACGACGCUUCUUUUUGCCGAGAGUGAUUGCCGGAAUAUCAUGUUCUCGCUGUCUAGCUAUGAGCACGGUUUAGCGGAUAGGCCGAGCCUGGCGGAGGAAGCUUCCAUGGUGUCUCCGCCACGCAACCUCAAUGUCUUUUGCUCUUCCUGCCAAACUCAGCUAGGUUUUUUCCAUUUCCGGACCGCGGCAGUCACCCUGCUCAAGUGGCAGAUAUCUUGCCAAUCCGUGUCGAGUGCUGCUCCUGGCAUAGCAGAGUGCUUCGCUGCCACCCUCAUCGCAACAAUAUCACGGUCUGGCUCCUCCAAGUCCUUGAUAACUCCAAUGAGCGGAACUGCCCAAGAAGCCGAUGACAAUGCCUCUAAACAAAGUGCAAUUCACGUAUGGGUGUUGAAUAACACCAUCGUGUACUCAUCAAGCCGAGUUCCGGAAUGCACGCCCGCUGUCAAGCUUUUGUUCAAGAGGAUACCUCGCGAAAAGGCUGAGCGAAUGCUGGAGGCGAUAACCUGCGAUGCCCAAGAGAUCAGCCUACCUGCCGAUGCGCUUAACGAGGUGCUGAGGCAUCUAGAAGACAGCAAUUCACUGUUGCCACCCGCAGAACGGGUGUUUAGGGGCUGGAAAGUCGGCUUGCUUACGAGAUAUAAACCGGACAGCCCAGAUCUUCAUAAAUGAGACCAAUCCAGUACCUCUAAAUUCAUGCCCAG
Messenger RNA from Canariomyces notabilis, 1408 nucleotides. RefSeq lists its product as uncharacterized. Gene Ontology annotation, biological process: proteasome-mediated ubiquitin-dependent protein catabolic process; protein monoubiquitination; protein autoubiquitination. Lineage: Eukaryota; Fungi; Ascomycota; Sordariomycetes; Sordariales; Chaetomiaceae. The transcript has 2 exons. The record is from RefSeq and is a predicted model, not a curated record. Gene Ontology annotation, cellular component: nucleus; cytosol; ubiquitin ligase complex. The coding region runs from base 141 to 1376 and encodes 411 amino acids. Gene Ontology annotation, molecular function: ubiquitin conjugating enzyme binding; cyclin binding; ubiquitin protein ligase activity.